GAAUUAAAUUAUUGGAUAUUUAAUCUUAAUUAUACAAAAAAAAGGUUCAAUUUUUCAUCAAUGGAGUCUUCGACGACCGAGACACCUCCAAAGCCCCCGUCGCAGAACCAUGAGCAACAUGAUGAUGAAUUACAGAAGGGUUUUGCUGACGACAACCACCAUUAUCUCCGCCGUGGGGUUCCGGCGGAGGAGCUGAAUCUUAUCGACGGCCUGAAAAUGGGUUUACCGGAACCGAGGGUAUUUUCGUGUAAUUUCUGUCGGAGGAAAUUUUAUAGCUCACAAGCACUUGGAGGCCAUCAAAAUGCCCAUAAAAGAGAAAGAGCGUUGGCUAAAAGAGGCGGUCAACGACUGCCGGCAUUCGGUGGCUACCACCACUACGCAUCGGCGGCGCCGUUCAGAUCGAUUGGAAUUCAGGUUCACGCAAUGGUACAUAAACCGCCUCACCACGCGCCGGCUUUUGGAAUCCUCUACGGUUGGUCCAGAACUCCGAUCCAUCAACGGCCCGAUGUGGGGAAGCUACCGGUGAUGAACGCCGGGCAUGCGAUUAAUCAUACCUCCGGUAGGAUGGACUUCGACGUGGAGCGAUCAACGGCGGGUGGCGGCGUUGGUUUGAAGAAUAAACAAGAGGAGGAGAGGCACAAAGCACUGGACUUGUCUCUGAAGCUGUAAUUAGACACAGAUUUUGCUCUCCACUUUACAACCUUAAGAAUUACGAAGAAGAAGGGUUUAUUAAAGUG
Cucurbita pepo subsp. pepo (vegetable marrow) is the source of this 737-nucleotide messenger RNA. Its product is annotated as zinc finger protein 3. Gene Ontology annotation, biological process: negative regulation of abscisic acid-activated signaling pathway. Lineage: Eukaryota; Viridiplantae; Streptophyta; Magnoliopsida; Cucurbitales; Cucurbitaceae. The record is from RefSeq and is a predicted model, not a curated record.